UUGUACUUUGACUGCUCCGAAAACUAGUUUGCUGUUUGAAACUUGUUUGUUUCAGCUCGCAUCAAGAUACAUGUUAUUUUAACGGAACCGUAGCAACUGGGGCUCGCUUGCCCUCCGGCCUUUCUUCGUUAAUUCCGGCUUGCCUGAAUUGUUAGUUUAAUUCGGCCCAGCUGCUACGUCCUAAAAUGCUCCGCCUGGGCCAAGCCACCGCUGUGUUGCGAUUACUUUCUACGGAGAGCUGCUUGGGGAUUGGAGGCAUCUCCCCGAGAAGAUCCGCGUCCGGAGAGAAGAAAAAAGAGAUUCUGUUACACGUGCAUGGAAAGGCAGACUGCGGAAUUGCAGAAAUUCAGAUGAACAGACCACAUGCCAGAAACGCCCUGGGAAAAGUGUUUGUGGACGAAUUAUAUGAAAUCCUUGAUGUUCUCCGUUUUGAUGAAAGUAUACGUGCUGUAAUAGUCAAAAGCAAAGUAAAGGGUGUUUUUUGUGCUGGUGCUGACUUAAAAGAGAGAGCUCGAAUGAAUGAUUCUGAAGCUGACCAUUUUGUUCAGAGGCUCAGAAGUUUAAUGGACAACAUUGCUGCAUUACCAAUGCCGAGUAUUGCUGCAAUUGAUGGCUAUGCUUUGGGUGGCGGCUUGGAGAUGGCGCUAGCUUGUGAUCUCCGAGUAGCAGCAUCGUCAGCUAAAAUGGGUUUAAUUGAAACUACCAGAGGACUUUUCCCUGGUGCAGGUGGAACCCAGCGCUUACCACGCUGCAUUGGCAUUGCCCUUGCCAAAGAGCUCAUUUUCACUGGCAGACAGAUUGAUGGGCAAGAGGCUUUCUCCAUGGGGUUACUUAAUCACACAGUACCACAGAAUGAGGAAGGAGAUGCAGCAUACCAAAAGGCAUUAACUUUAGCUGAAGAAAUAGUUCCUCAGGCUCCAAUAGCUGUGAGGCUGGGUAAAUUGGCUAUAAACAAAGGGAUUGAGGUUGAUAUUGCCUCAGGAAUGGCUAUUGAAAGAAUGUGCUAUGCUCAGAAUCUCCCUACCAGAGACCGCCAGGAAGGAAUGGCUGCUUUCAUUGAGAAACGACUUCCAAAAUUCACUGGUAAAUAAGGCUAACACUGUUUCUGAAAGUGCCUGAAUACAAUACAAGGAGGUGAUCAAAAGGCUGUGCCUUAUUGGAAAGCUUUUCCUUAUAAGCUUUAGGCUUAAUGUUUUUCGGGGGUUUUUUUGGCUUGGAAUCUGUUUUGGAUGUCAAGAACUAAACAGUAAUAAUGUAAAGGGUAUUACUGUUCAAAUAUGACAGUAAUGAAAAAAAUCAUUUUCCAACCAAAGCCCGCACUUAUGAGGGAGAGAGUAACACUGACUAUUACUGCACAAGAAAACUUUUAUCCAGCGAGACAGCAGCAGUUGGUGAUUUUGCAGCUUUUCUCUUUUUUUCUGUCACAAUGUUCACUUAGGAACAGAUUUCAGUUGCUAAAUGAGGAGAGACUGUGUUAUCAUCCCAAAGAGCAAGCAACUGCAUUUGUUAGAUUUUAUAAGCAAUGUACAAAAAAAUAAGAUUCUUCUCCAAAGAAAAUUUACAAUAAUGUAUAAAGUCACCUUUGAAUCAGCUUCAGCUUCUGGUAAUUUAUAAUGGAUAAACCAAUGCAGUUUUCUUAGUAUAGAUGGAAGUGGUUUGCCAUUGUUAGCUUUGGGAUUUUUUUUUAAUGGCUAUCAAAUGCAGAAUUUCAUGUAAUUCCCUAAACAUCUUAAGAACUUCAAUUAUUUUAUGACAAAAUAAUGUAAACCUAUAUGAGUUUUCUCUACAUUUCUGAAUUAUAUAAAGCUCAGAAUUAAAAGACUAAACUGAAAA
Molecule: messenger RNA, 1833 nt
Organism: Protobothrops mucrosquamatus (brown spotted pit viper)
Lineage: Eukaryota; Metazoa; Chordata; Lepidosauria; Squamata; Viperidae
Gene: ECHDC2
Product: enoyl-CoA hydratase domain containing 2
Exons: 10
Coding region: 186-1091 (301 amino acids)
Biological process (GO): fatty acid beta-oxidation
Cellular component (GO): mitochondrion
Molecular function (GO): enoyl-CoA hydratase activity
Source: RefSeq, a predicted model, not a curated record